This is a messenger RNA of Monomorium pharaonis (pharaoh ant), 1091 nucleotides long. RefSeq names its product putative defense protein 3. Bases 245 to 721 code for a protein of 158 amino acids. NCBI's taxonomy places the organism in Eukaryota, Metazoa, Arthropoda, Insecta, Hymenoptera, Formicidae. The transcript has 4 exons. Gene Ontology annotation, molecular function: oxidoreductase activity, acting on metal ions. The record is from RefSeq and is a predicted model, not a curated record.
GGAGUGAAACCGGUUACAGGAUCGACGAAGGAAUCAAGUGAAAGUGAAGGAUCAAUUUAAGCAAACCCGAGUGUACGGCUUUGUGUAAUCCUAUGGUGGGAUCCCACUAACGUUUGGUUCGCUGGUAACCGAUCAAGUACUGCAGUUUCUUACGCGCGGAUCUAUCACGAGCACGAAAUAUCUUUUUAUCCUUGCGCGAUUGUCGUGUAAACAGCGAACUAUUUCAAGCUUUUAAGCAAUCAAGAUGCAUCCCGUUACGGUUUUAUUCACACUCCUCUUCUCGCCGAUUUUCGUUCUCGGGUUUCCGGAUGGUGCGCCGGUGGAUGCAUGUGUAAAGCCACGGCCUAAUCAACCCUAUCAUGGUGACGCGCGGCCACAACCCUUAAAUACGAGUCCUUACAAGAUACUGGCUUCAUCAUCGCAGUAUGAACCAGAUUCGCAGGUCACAGUCACCAUUGUGGGUGCUCCGUUCAAGGGAUUCUUCAUACAAGCACGUGAUACCAAGUCAAACGAAUGGAUCGGUUCGUGGACUCAAACGCCGAACACGAAAGUACAUUCCGAGUGCAGUGCCGUAACGCACGCUGAUCCACACGAUAAGGAGCAGGCCACCUUUAUUUGGAACGCACCAGCAAACGCACGUGGCAACGUUUACUUCACUGGAUCUGUAUUAAAGGACUAUUCAACAUUUUGGGCCGACCUUGUGUCGCAGGUGGCACAAUAAUAACUUGUCAGCAUACUGUUUAUAUUUUUAUUUGUCGAUGAAGUGCUUUCGUCAAAGGAUUUCAUUUUUACAUUAUAAAAAUUUUUUUUUGUUUGUACACUGGGAGAAAAGUGGUAUUUGUAAAUAUAAUUGAAUGGUAAAAUAGAGUUAUGAUUAAAAGAUCCAUUUUUAUAAUUAUUCUUGUUAUAAUAUUAGUAAUAAUAACUUUUUCUUUUAUAGUUUUAUAGUUUUAUCAAAACUUUAUUAUAAAUUAUAAUAAUUUCAAAUAUUUAUGUACUAAAGUAUCAAGAUAUGAAUGCCAAACAAUAAACAUUUUUUGUAUUAAAUAUAAUCAGAAUUACAGCAAAUAUAGUUAUCUUGUUAACACACA